Dendrobium catenatum is the source of this 2321-nucleotide messenger RNA. RefSeq names its product putative pentatricopeptide repeat-containing protein At3g28640. Bases 30 to 1586 code for a protein of 518 amino acids. The record is from RefSeq and is a predicted model, not a curated record. Gene Ontology annotation, biological process: RNA modification. The transcript has a single exon. Lineage: Eukaryota; Viridiplantae; Streptophyta; Magnoliopsida; Asparagales; Orchidaceae. Gene Ontology annotation, molecular function: RNA binding; protein binding.
GCCCAACCAACCAAUUCGCACCACCGCCAAUGCCAUUGUCGCCGAGCGACGCUGGCGGCGGCACCACUCCAGGAUGGCAGCGAUGCAUGUACUUCAUCCAACGCUGCUCUAACGAGCGGCAGCUCCACAUUAUUCAUGCUCUCUGCCUCACCCAUGGCUUCCAUCGCCAUACCGUCGCCAUCAGCCGUCUUAUCCUCGCUGCUUGCUCUAUUCGAAGCAGCAGCGGCCUCCUCUACGCCUCCCUUAUCCUACGACACUCCCCCGCCCCUCCCAAUUCCUUCAUCUACAACUCCCUCAUCCAUGCCCACGCUCGUGGCCCCGAGCCCCAUCGCGCCCUCCAUUACUUUUCCCUAAUGCUUCGCUCACCUGAACUCUUUUCCGCGCCAGACCAUCACUCAUUCCCCUUUGCCCUCGCCGCUUGCGUCGCCGUACCUGAUUUUGCCUUUGGCACUCAGGUACACGCUGUCGUCAUCAAGAACAGCCUCGCUGCAACUGACCAUUACGUUCAGACGGCUGCCCUUCGACUUUACGCGCAGAGCCAGGACGAUCUGUGCCAAGUACGCAAGCUAUUCGAUGAAAUUCCCCAAAGAGAUGCAGUUCACGUUGACGUGCUUAUGAAUGGCUAUCUUCGUCGUGGGUUCCCGUUUGAGGCGUUAGGCGUUUUCAAAGAAAUGCUUGUGGUUGGUUUGAUCCCGGACAAGCACGCAAUCACCACCGCCCUUACGGCUUGCUCACAAGCAGGGGAUCUAAAAGAAGGAGCUUGGAUCCACAUGUAUUUAUUGGACAAGCACCCUGGCUUGUCGGAAGAUGCUUUUAUUUGUUCGUCCCUUAUAAGUAUGUAUGCAAAAUGUGGCUGUAUUGAGGAAGCUGUGAAAGUGUUUGAUUCAGCAUCAGAGAGAAAUUCCUUCAUGUGGGCUGCAAUGAUUGGGGGAUUUGCAGUGCACGGAUUUGCAAAUGAUGCUAUUUGCUGUCUCCGCAGGAUGAAAGAUGAGGACGGUGUGCAGCCGGACGGGAUUGUGAUUCUCAGCGUUAUGGCUGCUUGCGCUCAUGCAGGUCUUGUAGAAGAGGGUUUGAAGCUAUUGGCUGAAAUGAUCACACGCUAUGAUGUCGUUCCUGAACAUGAGCAUUACAGCUGCGCUGUCAACAUGUUAUGUAGGGUAGGCAGGCUUGCAGAUGCAUUGGAGCUCAUCCGCCGAAUGCCAAUGAGACCUCUAGCUUCCGUUUGGGGCUCGCUGUUGACAGGAUGCAGGAUUCACAAUAACGUUGAGCUUGCAGAGCUUGCGGUUGCAGAGCUUCAGAGUAUAACUGGGAAUGGUGAAGAUGAUCAGGGAGUGUUUGUUCAAAUGUCGAAUAUCUAUUUGAAUUCAAAUAAGCUGGAGGAUGCGCAGAGGAUAAGGAAGCUGAUUGGGAGGAGAGGCAUCAAAAAGACACCUGCUUGUAGUGCGAUUGAGGUGGAUGGGGAGGUCAACUCAUUUGUGGCAGGGGAUCCACUGCACCCGAGGCUGCCUGAUAUUUGGUCGAUCCUGGAUAUCUUCAGAGAUCAUGCAAGAAACGAUUUUGAAGUGGGAGAUAUGAGUUUUGGAUAAUGACUGUUCCAGAGGAGGUGGCCGGGUGGCUAUUACAUCAAGAUAUAAACAGCAAGCUAAUUCUUACGUUCCACCAUCAUAUCUAGUCUAGUUGAUGUUGAUGAAAUUGAUGAAUGGACGUGUAUUUAGUGAGGAGGGUGUUAUAUUGGAGAAAUUAUUUCGUGCGAAGUCCGUACAAUGAAGAACCGUUCGUACACAGUUUGUUUUUAUAGACAGUGUGUACAAACACUGUGUACACUCACAUCCGGAUGGUUCUUUACCGUCCGGACUCCUCACGGAAUAAUUUUUCGUUAUAUUGUAGCCUUCCUCGGAUUGAGCGCCAAGAGGCAGAUAGGAGUAACCUGGACUGUUAGAUAGUUGGACCGCCCAUGCUGUGCUGGUUUUGAUGGCUGAUGUGAGGUAGUGUCUCUCUCACAGAAUCUUCCAAUGACAUCUAUAAAUAGGAGGCAGUAGACUGUGGAGAGGACCAAUCUUGUUCCUUGAGAGGUAGGCUCCUUACCGCUCUUGUAACUAUUUGAGGGUCCUUUUGGGGUCAGAUGGCUUGAAACUCAAGAGCACAAGUACCUGGUAUCCUCUCCUACUUAGCACCUUAUAACUUGCAAAAUUCUUCAUUAUUAAGCAUUCAAUAAUCAGCCCCUACUUGUUGGCUCUCUUUUUCUUUCUUCAUUUUUUUUCAAUACGGUUUACUUUAUUGUGAAACAUUUUUCUAUGUUAGGAUACGGUUGGGUUGCCUUA